Molecule: messenger RNA, 1904 nt
Organism: Drosophila suzukii
Lineage: Eukaryota; Metazoa; Arthropoda; Insecta; Diptera; Drosophilidae
Gene: Opbp
Product: Optix-binding protein
Biological process (GO): regulation of transcription by RNA polymerase II
Cellular component (GO): nucleus
Molecular function (GO): DNA-binding transcription factor activity, RNA polymerase II-specific; RNA polymerase II cis-regulatory region sequence-specific DNA binding
Source: RefSeq, a predicted model, not a curated record
UAGUCAAAACUUAAAUAUUCAACGAGUCUGGUGGCAACGCUCUGACAUCGACAAACCAUUUGUUGUGAAUGGUCUACUCCCCAUUAUUUAUAGUAAAUAAAGUUGACUUGCAACGAAUAAUGCCAUGUCAGUGUUCAUCCAGGAUGAGGAGACUUACCCGGAAGCCCACGUGGAGCAUGCAGUCUCCUCCGGGAAUGGAGCUGGAGGACAGGAGUUUCUCUACUGCGAGAGCUGCGGCAACGUCUACGAGGACAGCGAAGCGUACGCCCGCGAUCACAGUGGUCAGCCCGGCACCUGCGGCGGCGUAAAGGAAGAAUUGGAGUUCGUGGACCAGAUUGCAGGAGAUAUCGUUUUGGAGGAGGUCGACGACGAGGACAUCGUCGAUGCGGACGUGCCGCUCUGGGAGCUGGUGGAGGAGGUUCCGGGCGACAGCAGGGUCGAGCAGGAUGAGGCAGUGCCCAGCCAGUCGGAUCGCUACUUUUGCUACGACUGCCACAGCAUUUUCGAGAGCCGCAGCAGUGCCGAGGAGCAUGUAUGUCCGCAGGCGGAAUCCGGGGCAGGUUCCAGCCAGCAGGUGAAAGCAGAGUCCAAAGCACCCGUCCGCCGAAAGUUGAGCAGUGUUAGUGGCAGGGCGGGCCAAAAAGAUGCAUCCGCCGUCAUUACCUGCGGGAUCUGCAACACCGUGUUCAGCUCGGAGAAGUUCCUAAAGUUCCACAUGCGAAUCCACGACAGUCGCGCGUCCAAGAGCAUUCAGGACGCCCUUCCCGUGGGCGCCCAUCAGCAGUACAGCGAGCUGGAUCAGUUCUACUGCGAAAUCUGCAACAAGAGCUUCGAUGAGAACCUCUUGGCGGUACACAAACAGAUGCACCAGCAGACCACCAACGAGAUUAUGUGCAGCAUCUGCAACCGAAAGUUCGAAGACAAUGUUACCUACCAGAUGCACCAGAAAAUCCACGAGAAACCUCGCGAGACCGAGACCUCCAGCAGACUGAACCAGCGUCCUAGUAUCGUCGACAAGGAGAAGCCCGGGUUUCCCUGCCAGUAUUGCGACCGGGUGUUCACUCGUCCCUUCGAAAAGGUCAAGCACGAACGGGUUCACACGGGUGAGAAGCCCUACGCCUGCGAGGUCUGCGGCAAGACAUUUCGUGUGUCCUACUCGCUGACCCUUCACCUGCGCACCCACACCAACAUUCGGCCGUAUGUGUGCACGGUGUGCAACAAGCGAUUUAAAUCGCAUCAAGUGUACUCCCAUCACCUGCGCAUCCACAGUUCGGAGCGGCAGUUUGCCUGCGAUGCGUGCCCCAAGUCGUUUCGCACCUCCGUACAGCUGUACGCCCACAAAAACACCCACACCAAGCCGUACCAGUGCGCCGUGUGCAACCGCCCCUUCUCCUCGAUGUACGCCGUCAAGAAUCACAUGCUGACCCACAAGGACGACAAGAGAAAAGGAAGUACCGGCGCUAGUACGCCGACCCUUAAGAGCGGACAGCCUGCAAAAAGCCAGGCAGCUGGAAAGUUCUAUUGCAGCACUUGCGGUGCUGAGUACGCGCGUCUCUUCGCCCUGCGCCUGCACAUGAAGUCGGCCCACGGCGUCGUGGAGGAUGCGGCCUUGCGGCAGGAUGAUUCCUCCUCCACAACUGAAGAAGUGCAAACCGUCGAGACCGAUGACUCCGAGACUGCGGUGCUGAUAGCAGCCGCCGAGGCGGACGCCGCCUAUAUUAAUGCUGUGGUAAACGACGUUGACGUUGUGGGGUCUGUUCCCACCUACGAGGAGUGCGUCGAGUUUGACGUGGAUAAUUUCCACAGCGAGGAGAUUAUAACCGAUUGGCUUAAGUAGCGUUUAAAUUUGUACUCUGUCUAGCGACUGUUAUAGCAAAUAUAUAAGUUCUUCUUCCAAAUCCGAA